Molecule: messenger RNA, 1587 nt
Organism: Cloeon dipterum
Lineage: Eukaryota; Metazoa; Arthropoda; Insecta; Ephemeroptera; Baetidae
Product: protein yellow-like
Exons: 5
Coding region: 222-1334 (370 amino acids)
Source: RefSeq, a predicted model, not a curated record
AGAACUGUGACAGUGUGUGUUAACUCAAAAUUCAACGGAAACGUACAGCUUGAAACUUACAUGAGAAUGAACGAAAGCGAGCUAUAUGGGGCCGAAAGGAGUCGCUGCUAAAAACGUCAAAAUUUCGUCACGUCACGUGAUUCGAUUGAAGAGGAGGAGGCAAGAACUCCGCUCAGCACACCAACAGCACGCACAACGAGAAGAGGAGCCGCGCGAGAGGCAUGCGGUUGGCUGGAAGGAUGACUCCGUUCUUCAUCCCAAUUUUCUUACUCGGCCUUUCAUCCCUGGUCAACGCCGCAAACUUCACUCAAGUCUUCGAGUGGAAUAAUGAAAAGAAUUACAACACGACGAAGGCCUCCUUGGAAGCCGAAAUUUUCAAUCCCAGGAGAAUUAUGCCUUUUUUCAUGGCUGCCUACGGACCAAGACUCUUCUUCAGCAUGUUUAGAGUUUUAAGCACGCCGGUGACUCUGGUGUCUUUGCAUACGAGCAGUGCGUCCUCUGCGUCUCCCAAGUUCACUCCAUUCCCAUCGUUGAACAUUCAUGGACAAGGGGACUGCGACAAACUUGGAGAAGCAAGUGGGCUGCAAGUGGACUCCGUUGGAAGGCUGUGGGUGCUCGAUCAGGGUAGUUUCCGUUGCAGUUCCAAAAUAUGGACGAUCGACUUGAAAAACAACGAUCAAACCAAACUAACUCACCGGUUUUCCUUUCAAAAUUUGAUUCACGACUUUGUGCUCGACGAAACGCCCAACGGAACCUUUGCCUACAUCACGGAAAUGGGUGCACAACACAUUGUCGUGUUUAGUUUGGAAAGAAAUGAAUCUUGGAUUGUGGACACGCCAGGAAAAUCCCUUUUGACCAUUGCUCUUUCCCCCAAGGUGGAACCGAGAAAGCUCUACCUCAGCGAAUACGAAUCCAGUAGACUGUAUUCAAUUUCCAUCGCCGCACUCCGCAACGGAUCUCGAACUGCAAAUCCGGAACUAAUCGGAAACUGGACCGCAGAGCCAUAUAGAAUGCUGAUGGACAACCAGGGGACCUUGUAUGCCGCCUUUUGGGGGAAGAAUUACAUAUCUUCUUGGAACUCUUCCCAGCCAUUUGCGGAGCAUCGUUUUUAUGAGGUCGCUGGACUGAAUACUGACUAUCCGUUUUCUUUUAACUUGGACCAAAGUGGAGCUUUUUGGAUGGCGGUGUUUGAUGACAAGAGUAACAUCCUCACGGUCUUGCUAGAUGAUACAAGAGGUGCAGAGCAAAAUGUUGCGGAAAAUGGCAGCCAAAGAAGAAUACUGAUCGACUCGAGCGUAUUCUUCGUCAUCCUCUUGGCCAUGGCUAUUUUGUAGUUUUUUACUAGCGGGCUAAUAAUCAUUGUUUGUUCAAAUAAAGGGAAUGCAGUGUUUUGUAGAGAAUUGUUUGGUUUCUUGACUAUAUGCAUACUUUAGAAAUAAUAGUAGAAAGGUCAGUAAAGCGUCAAGGAAAACCCCUUUAGCGUCUACAAAUUGAAGAGCUCUCUGGCUAACCUUUAACUAAUUCAGUUCGACGUUGGUUACGGCGACUUGACUGAUCUUUCUACACACCAGAAAACCUGGUAAAACU